CAGCUGUGGAGUAAACCUCUGCGUUGCUAUCGUUGCAUUUCUGUGCGACGGCGGCAGACGGCCGGUGAAGGGUGAGAACGACUUCGCAACGGAGAUCAGACAAAAUCGAAUUGACGAGGUCUGAAUUGAAGGAUGUACUACAUACGUCCGUCCGUCAGUUAAAGACUCACGGGACCCCUUCUGGAUACAGCUUUCCUUGCCAUCCCCGCAUUCCCAUCAGGUUUGCAGGCGAGCGGGGUUUACGAACGGAGCUUGGAGGGCGACACUGGAACGGUACGAAUGAGGAACGGCAUUGCAUUCCUCUGCAUAUAGAGCACAGCUUUAAUGAAGAAGCAGACCCUCCAACAGUCUCGCUGAAGGGGACACGACACCCUCCAGGACAGCUAUGGAGUCACCAUGGAAACCACUUCUCUUCCUGUCAGUCAUCAGUGGCCUCUCAGAGUUGUCUGCCGCUGUUGCGGGGCGACCUGCGUCCUAUGCAGCUGUGUUGAGAAUGAAGCCAGACAGCUCGGCAUCGUCUCUCAGAUCCAGGAUCAGUCUGCGGCACGAUCGCGGCGCGGGGUCCCCUGCGACCGCCGACUGGCCGGCGUUUUCGGGACGACGCCUGUCGGCCCACGACACGCACAGCUCCCAAGAGGAGCACAGGAGCGAAGAGAGAGUGGAAUUUGGACCUGCAUUUAUUCAGGAGCCUGAUGACACUAUAUUUCCAUUGGAAUCUGAUGAGAAGAAAGUUACCAUGAACUGUGAAGCAAGAGGCAACCCUUCACCCACGUACAGAUGGAUGAUCAAUGGAACAGAGGUGGACAUCCGAAGCGACUUUCGUUAUAGCCUGAUCGAAGGCAGCCUGAUUAUCACCAACCCCAGCGAGGCCAGAGAUUUCGGGAGGUACCAGUGCAAGGUGGCCAACAGCCUCGGCACUGUUGUGAGCAGGGACGCUCUCCUGCAGUUUGCAUAUCUGGGUAACUUCAGUGGGAGAAUAAGAGGAGGUGUGUCUGUGCGGGAAGGCCAGGGAGUGGUGCUCAUGUGCACCCCCCCUCCUCAUUCCCCAGAGAUCACAUACAGCUGGGUGUUCAACGAGUUUCCAUCAUUUGUGAUCGAGGACAGCAGACGGUUCAUCUCCCAGGAGACAGGGAACCUGUACAUCUCCAAAGUCCAGCCCUCGGACGUCGGCAGCUAUAUAUGUCUCGUGAAGAACCCAGUGACCAAUGCAAGGGUCCUUAGCCCGCCAACACCGCUGACGCUGAAAACUGAUGGUAUAAUGGGAGAAUAUGAGCCCAAAAUCGAGGUGCACUUUCCUCCAACAGUAAUGGCAGCCAAAGGCGUGACAGUGAGGCUGGAGUGCUUCGCCUUGGGGAAUCCCGUCCCCACCAUUACCUGGAGGAAACUGAACGGAAACAUUCCCAAAAAGGCUCGGCUGCGGAAGUCCCAGGCCGUCUUGGAGAUUCCCAACAUCCAGCUGGAGGAUUCUGGGACCUAUGAGUGUAAAGCAGAGAACCCCAGGGGAGGGAAUGCCUUCCGUGGCCAACUGCAGGUCUACACCUAUCCGCAGUGGAUCAGUAUGAUUAAUGACACCCAGCUGGACAGCGGGGAGCAGCUACAGUGGGAGUGCAAGGCCACAGGGAAGCCCAGGCCCACCUACCGCUGGCUGCGCAACAGUGCCCCCCUGUCUCCGCAGAAACGAGUGGAACUGGUGAAUGGAGAGCUGCUAAUCAGGGGUGUGCAGCAGUCAGACUCCGGGAUGUACCAGUGCAUUGCGGAGAAUAAAUACGGAGCCAUUUACUCCAGUGCAGAGCUCAAGAUUUUAGCAUCUGCUCCCAGCUUCCCACCCAGCCCCAUACGGGUCAUCGCCACUAUGGGGAAGGACGUGUCUCUGGAGUGCAAGCCCCGAGCAUCCCCCAAACCCAGUGUCAUAUGGAGGAAAGGAGACAGGAGGAUACAGCCCAGUAAGAGGAUUAUGGUGCUGCGGAACAACACUCUCAGAAUCCUGAACUCCAGCCGCGCAGACGAGGGGAACUACGUAUGCCAGGUGGAGAAUCAGUUUGGCUCGGCCGAGAUGACAACCACUCUGUGGGUGAAAGAGGCCAUGCGGGUGGAGCUGACCCCAGCAAAGGUGGAGGUGACAGUAGGAGAAAGUGUAGUCCUCAGCUGUAAGGCCGUCCAUGACCCCUCCCUGGACGUGGUCUUCCUGUGGCUGCUCAAUCGUCAGCCUCUCAGCUUCAGCCAGGAGGGUGGCCACUUUGAGUACAUCCAGACACAAUCCUCCACCACAGAUCUGAUGAUCAGAAACAUCCAGCUGAAGCAUGCUGGGAAAUACGGCUGCCGGGCCCAGACCAGUGCUGACACCGUGUUUGUGGAGGCUGAGCUCCUGGUUCGAGGUCCCCCCGGGCCGCCAGGGGUCGUGAUCGUGGAGGAAAUCACAGACACCACGGCAACGCUGUCCUGGAGCCGGGGGGUGGACAAUCACAGCCCCAUCAGCACCUACAAUCUGCAGGCCCGGAGCCCCUUUUCCUUAGGAUGGCAGACAGUGAAGACAGACCCAGAACAUGUGACAGGGGACAUGGAGUCUGCCAUGGCCGUGGAACUGAAUCCCUGGGUGGAGUACGAGUUCCGGGUCGUGGCCAGCAAUGCCAUCGGGACGGGAGAUCCCAGCGCCCCUUCUAGAGGGGUUAGGACAAAGGAAGCAGUUCCGUCGGUGGCCCCGGCUAAUGUCAGUGGCGGGAACGGCCGCAGGCACGAGCUGGUUAUAUCGUGGGAGCCAGUGUCUGAAGAGUUCCAGAAUGGGGAGGGCUUUGGGUACAUUGUGGCUUUCCGAGCCAAUGGGACGCGGGGCUGGAAAGAGAAGAUGGUGACAUCCGCCGACUCCACGACAUUCAAGUACCGGGACGAGACCUUCCCGCCCCUCACCCCUUUUGAGGUGAAAGUGGGAGUCUACAACAAUAAGGGAGAUGGACCUUUCAGUGGGGUGGUCACAGUCUACUCAGCUGAGGGAGAGCCCAGGGAGGCCCCCUCAGAGGUGAGCGCUGCUGCUGUAUCCUCUUCUGAGAUCCAGGUACAGUGGAAGGCCCCUAAUCCUGGACCUGGAAGACCCUGGGGAUAUGAGGUUAAUUACUGGAAAGACAUGGAGCAAGAGGAGUCUGGACGCAAGAUGAGAACUCCUGGAAACGAGACCUCCAUCAUACUCACAGGCCUAGAGGGAAAUACCCUUUAUCUCAUCAGUGUGAAAGGGUACAACAACAUUGGCCAAGGUCCUGCCAGCAACGCUGUCCGUGCCAAGACCAAGAAAUCCCCUCCCGCCCAGCCCCCUAGCAAUCUAAUGUGGAUUCAGGAGGGAAACAAUGUGUCCUUAGCCUGGGAGCCAGUGAAACCAAUGGAUAAUGAGUCUGAUGUUGUUGGUUAUAAGGUGUUUUUACGCCAAGAGGGACGAAGCUACAGUCAAGUGAUAAAGACCCACAACCCCACAGCAGUGCUGUCUCUGCCUGAGGGGGGAACCUAUGUCAUUGAGGUGCGGGCACUCAGCGAGGGGGGAGAAGGCACUGCCAGCUCCUCAGUUAGAGUACUCACCUCCUCAGGGGUUCGGGCGAAGAGCGGUCAGCAGUCUGUACACAGCCUGUCCCAGGGCUCAAUAUGGACAGUGCUGUUCGUGGCUCCACUGGUGCCUUUAGCUGCCUGGUGAGGCCAAACCGCCAAACCCACCCACUGGCGUGGGAGAGAGGCUUCCUUCACUCGGACUGCUACUUUCCUGGCCUUAUC
This is a messenger RNA of Megalops cyprinoides (Indo-Pacific tarpon), 3750 nucleotides long. RefSeq names its product contactin 5 (gene cntn5). The transcript is spliced from 24 exons. Gene Ontology annotation, molecular function: protein binding. The record is from RefSeq and is a predicted model, not a curated record. NCBI's taxonomy places the organism in Eukaryota, Metazoa, Chordata, Actinopteri, Elopiformes, Megalopidae. The coding region runs from base 386 to 3673 and encodes 1095 amino acids. Gene Ontology annotation, cellular component: axon; plasma membrane. Gene Ontology annotation, biological process: cell-cell adhesion; axon guidance.